AUGUCGAAGCGCACAAAAAAGGUCGGGAUUGUCGGCAAGUACGGCACCCGCUAUGGUGCUUCGCUGAGGAAGCAGAUCAAGAAGAUUGAGGUUAGCCAACACUCCAAGUACUUCUGCAGCUUCUGCGGCAAGUUCGCCAUGAAGCGCCAGGUGGUUGGCAUCUGGAAGUGCAAGGCCUGCAACAAGACCCAGGCUGGCGGCGCUUAUGUGCUCAACACUGCGGCCUCCGUGACCGUGCGGUCCACCAUCCGCCGUCUGCGUGAGCAGAUUGAGAAGUAG
Chlorella variabilis is the source of this 279-nucleotide messenger RNA. RefSeq names its product 60S ribosomal protein L37a. The coding region runs from base 1 to 279 and encodes 92 amino acids. Lineage: Eukaryota; Viridiplantae; Chlorophyta; Trebouxiophyceae; Chlorellales; Chlorellaceae. The record is from RefSeq and is a predicted model, not a curated record. Gene Ontology annotation, biological process: translation. The transcript is spliced from 4 exons. Gene Ontology annotation, molecular function: structural constituent of ribosome. Gene Ontology annotation, cellular component: ribosome.